GGAAGUUUUUCAAUGUCAUUGCUUAGAAGCUUCUUUGAAUUUUCCUUUAAUUUUUAUCCAUUAAUCUUAGCAUUUACAGCUGGCCUAUCCUAUCCAAUAAACCACCUUACUAUAUAAUAUCCCCCUUCCACAAUUUUCCUCCAACACUCCAAAAUUUCUUCUAAAGUUGCAAAAUAAAUGGAAGGGUUGAUACCAUUAGUUUACAAAGCAAUAGUACAGUACAAAAAUGGAAGGGCAACAUGGAUGCCGGAAUCGCCUUCGGCCUCCUACAUGAGACUUCCAGGCGAUUCGGGCCGUUUUGAAACGUCUGAUUUACAAAUUUUUGGACAUGCCGAUUCUAUGUUUUCGACAACUUCUUCAUCAUCGUCAACUUCUGUGAGUACUGUCACUAAAAGAAUGGUGUCAGGUGGAGUCCAGUCACCCGCGGCUAGAUGCCAUCGGAUUUCUUCUCGUGCUGUGAAGUGAUGAUUUGAAGUUGAAGUUUUAAAAAAAAAAUAUUGCUAAAGGAAAAUCAAUAGCAAAAGGGAUGAUGGGCUUGUUUGAGACUAAGGCGUAAUUGUUGUUAUUAUAAAUGAAUGUGACAAAACUAUGGGUUUUCAAGUGAGAUAAGCUUCUUUUGCUUCUC
Capsicum annuum is the source of this 625-nucleotide messenger RNA. RefSeq lists its product as uncharacterized. The transcript has a single exon. The record is from RefSeq and is a predicted model, not a curated record. NCBI's taxonomy places the organism in Eukaryota, Viridiplantae, Streptophyta, Magnoliopsida, Solanales, Solanaceae. Bases 178 to 465 code for a protein of 95 amino acids.